CCAGCAAAUGUGAGCGCCUCUGUGGACUGUGCUUCUGGUGGUGUCAACAUGAGCUGGAACGCUCAAAGAAAUGCAGAUGGAUACAUCACAAUGAUCUCAGACAGCAACCAGCAGAUGACUAACUAUAACACCACAGAGCCCCAGCUGAUCAUACCCUCAAGGAACUGUGGUCAAGAGUACACAGUGGAAGUGAGGUCCUUCAAUAAGAGCUGCAUCAGCUUUCCUUCACGAGUAAACUUCAAAGGAGGUAGAAGUUUUAGCCUUUGUUUCUCAGCCUAUACAUUUAUUGUGUAACAGAGAUGGGGAAGCCAUACAGAUCAUUUCAAAGCAAAGAAACACACUGAUGUUUUUGUGGUGGCAGUGUUGCUUUUUUUGUUUAUGCUAUAAGGGUUUUUUUUUUUUAUUCCUCCAGCACCUUGCCUGCCCAUUAACGUGACGGCAACAAAGAAUUGUGGGCAAAACAUUGUGGAAGUGAGCUGGCAGGCAAGUCCUGGAGCCAAAAACUACUCUGCAGCCGCCAUUGACGGAAAUGGCCAUCGCUUAGAAUGUGUCUCCAAUGGUACUUCAUGCCGGCUGAAUGGAGUGGUGUGCGGACGCAAUUAUAGCGUCACUGUUGCUGCUGUAGAUGACGUGUGCACCAGCAAGCGGAGCUCUGCAGUGCAACUUUUGUCAGAACCGUGCUCUCCCUCUGAGCUGACUUCCUCAGUCAACUGCACCAGCAACUCUGCCAAGUUAUCAUGGAGCAGCAGCUUGAAUGCAGUGUCUUACACUGGCAAAGCAGUGAGCGCUGAUGGUCACAACGUUAGCUGUAGUACAAGAGAGCUUGGCUGUCAGAUGGCAGGUCUACGCUGUGGGACUAAGUACACCUUCACUGUGUCAGCAACAGACGGUGGCUGUCAAAGCUUAGACAGCAAAUCUGUCGUCCAAACAACAGCCCUGUGUCCUGUACAGAGCGUGUCAAAUACACUCAACUGCAGCACCAAUAAGCUGAGCGUGAGCUGGUCGCCUGGAUCCAUGCCUGUCAACUACAGCGCCACAGUUUUGUCACCAAAUGGCACUGCUCUCAACUGCAUGACGGAGGCUUCCAGUUGCUCAGUUAGCACUUUACAAUGUGGACAGCAAUACACAGUGACAGUCAAAGCCGUGAGCAGCGCGUGUGAGAGCUCCAGCAGUGUUCCCACAAUCGUUAAUUCAGCUCCCUGUGUACCUAAGAACGUCCAAGGUGUGGUGGAGUGCUCCACUAACACCCUGCAAGCAUCUUGGAGUCCAUCUGCCGGUGCUGCAUCAUACAUCUCCACAGUGACUAAAGCAGGAGGCUUCUCUUCUUCCUGCUCCUCCACUAAUGCAAGCUGCCUCUUCCCUGACCUGAAGUGCGCACAGACUUAUUCCCUGAGUGUGGUUGCUCUAAACAACUGGUGUAACAGCUCAAGGAGCACCACAGUGUCAGCAACAACAGCUCCAUGUGAUCCCACAAAUGUGAAAGCUUCCCUGAACUGCCUCACUGAUCAUGUGACGGUGACUUGGAAUGCCAGUGCUGGAGCAAAUUCUUACACAGUUGUAGCUGAGGCCAGUGGACAUGUGGACUCCUGUCAAUCCUCUGGUACAUCCUGUAUGUUCUCUGCCCUGCACUGCGGAGAGGACUACACUAUCACUGUGCUGGCAGGAGACACCAAGUGCAACAGCUCCAUUCUAGCAAGGACCAACAUAACAACAGGUGGACUUUUCUUUUAUCUUUGGUUGUAA
This is a messenger RNA of Oryzias latipes (Japanese medaka), 1743 nucleotides long. Lineage: Eukaryota; Metazoa; Chordata; Actinopteri; Beloniformes; Adrianichthyidae. The record is from RefSeq and is a predicted model, not a curated record.